ACCUCGACUUCCAGCCAGCAAGAUGACGGAGAGCUUUGACUGCGCCAGCUGCAAGGAGUCUCUUUACGGGCGCAAGUACAUCCAGGGAGAUGGGGGUCCUUUCUGCAUCCCCUGCUACGACUCCCACUUUGCCAACACUUGCGACGAGUGCAAGGAGCUGAUUGGACACGACUGCCGGGAGCUGUACUACGAGGACCGCCAUUACCACGAGAGCUGUUUCCGCUGCUUCCGCUGCGACCGCUCCUUGGCCGACGAGCCCUUCACCUGCCAGGGACAGGAGCUCCUCUGCAACGGCUGCUAUUGCCGGGAGUUCUCCUCCCAGUGUGUGGCCUGCCAACAGGUGGUCAUGCCAGGCUCUCGGAAGCUGGAGUACAGCGGGCAGACCUGGCACGAGCACUGCUUCAUCUGCAGCAGCUGCCAGCAGCCCAUUGGCGCUUGUUCCUUCAUCCCCGAGCAGAACGAGUAUUACUGCGUGCCCUGCUACGAGAGCAAGUUUGCGCCGCGUUGCACCCGCUGCAAGAAGUCGCUGACCAAGGGCGGAGUGACUUACCGGGACGAGCCGUGGCACAAGGAGUGCUUCGUCUGCACAGGCUGCGAGGCCCCCCUGGCUGGGCAGCAGUUCACCUCUCAAGAGGACCAGCCCUACUGCGUCAAGUGCUUUGGCAGCCUUUAUGCCAAAAAGUGCAGCGCCUGCGCAAAGCCCAUCACAGGUUUUGGGGGAGGCAAGUACAUCUCCUUCGAGGAUCGCCACUGGCACCAAAGUUGCUUCAGCUGCUCCCGCUGUACUACCUCACUGGUGGGGAAGGGCUUCAUCCCUGACAGCGACGAGAUCCUGUGUCGCGAUUGUGCCAACGGUCUCUGAAGGAACAUCCCGUGCGGUUGUCCUCUAGAUUGUGUGUGUGCCAAAGUUCUCUCCUGGGGCAGUGGCAGGGCAGGGGUGGUCCUCCCCUCCCUGGCACUGCUGACUGGCGCCAGCCGCCUCUUUCCUGCUGCCAGACAAAAAUUGUGGCUUUCUCACUCGGCCUGUCGUCUCUAGACGAGCUGGGGCCGCUUCCCUUUCUCACCAGCAGCGUGGUGGUGAAGUCCACCCCCACCACCGACCGUGAUCUGCCUCGGGGGGCUGUUUUCUUCUGGGUCCGGAAGAGAGCAGGUGGGUGUCUCUCAGAGGGUGGGAGCCUCCCGUUUCCCACCCAAGUGCAUUAGCUCUUCCCUGGGGAUCCACCCCGGUUGUCCGACUGUUAGCAGGACAAGCUCAGCUGUUCCCCCUCCACCAUCCUGUUUCUCUCUAGCCACCCCUGCUCACUUUUGGGGAGCGGAGACCUCCACCCCCGAGGCGUGGAGUACCAUCUCUCUCAUCCCCCCCCCAAGUUCUGGAGUGACAGCCAGCCCUUCGGCAGGGCAUCCCUCCUUUGCUUUGGUCCCCAGGAAACCCUGAGUGGCUGCAAAAGAAAGCUUUUAAGGCUAAAAAGGCUUUAGUUUUUUUUCUCUCACAAACCCUGGGCUUCAGUUUUGAAUCCCCUGACCUCCACUACCCUCCCCCCCCUCUGGGCCUGGACUCUCUACUUGCUGCUUUCAGUCCUGGGAGUCUCCCCACUCUUCUAUCCUGCCCUCUCCCGCCUGGAAGGAAGGGGCUCUGUUGCUUUCUGCACACGUUCUCUGUGGCCUGAAUUGCUUUCCUGCUUUUCUUUGGUGAAAUGCUAUGCAUGUUCCUUUAAAUGCACUAUGUAGCCAUUUCCUCAGAUGCUCUGCUGUUGGGGAGUCGGAGACCACAGCUGGGUGUCUGCCUGUUGAUGGGCUUGCUCACCUCUGGUCCCGUGGAUCUCUCCCCUUCUUUUCUGACUUUCUCUAAUAAAUCAUGUUAAUGGAU
Molecule: messenger RNA, 1867 nt
Organism: Protobothrops mucrosquamatus (brown spotted pit viper)
Lineage: Eukaryota; Metazoa; Chordata; Lepidosauria; Squamata; Viperidae
Gene: FHL3
Product: four and a half LIM domains 3
Exons: 5
Coding region: 23-862 (279 amino acids)
Biological process (GO): actin cytoskeleton organization
Cellular component (GO): stress fiber; nucleus; Z disc
Molecular function (GO): transcription coregulator activity; actin binding
Source: RefSeq, a predicted model, not a curated record